CUUGCUUGCUGCUUUUCUUCCAACUUCAGAAGCGGUUCGGGCGCUCGAGGGGGCAGUUUGGGCACUGCGCCUGGUCGCUGAGCGCAGGCCUGUACUGUAGUGUCAGGACUAGGUCAGACAAGGACGAGUCUGGGUGGUUUGGAUGGGGACGGUCCGGCCUCAGACAAGGGGUCGGGGUGGAUGUGCCCACCCCCCGUUUGUCUCUGAUGCCGCGUACAUGAAAACUUCCACUGGGGGUUCAACCGUAAAACAAGACAGACCCCUCCCGGCCAGAUGUACCGGCUGAUCUGUCCCAGCGUGAGAUUUUUAAUUGGAAUAAAACAGUCGGGGUCUUCCCGUUGGCAGGAUUUGAAACCUGACGAGGCUGCAGCAAGGACGCGCGGGGGGCGCAGGCGCGCGUUGAGGCUGUCUUGAUUCCUCCUCCUUGUCUGUUGUUCAGGCUUGGCAUCGCCCGCAUCCCUGGUCCCCGGCGCUGAGUGCCUGCCGCGUGCUACGCCAUGUACAGCAAGAAGUCCUACGACGGCGCGCCCAUCAGCUACGGCCCCCCGGGCGAUGAGUACGGCUACGAUGCCCAGUCGCCGCCCCCCGGCUCCUACUACAUUGAGGACGUGCCCCAGCACUUCUACAAGUGGAGCUCGCCCCCCGGCGUGGUGCGGAUACUGGAGGCCGUGGCCAUCCUGCUCUGCAUCGCCAUCUUCGCCUGCGUGGCCUCCACCCUGGCCUGGGAGUACGGCCUGGGCUACAGCGGCUUGUACGGCAGCGGGAUGGGCGGCUACUACGGCGGGACGGGCUACUACGGUGGGGCAAUGGGCUACGGCGGGGGCUACGGCGGCUACGGGAGCUACUACGGCGGGGUAACAAACCCGCGGGCGGCCAAUGGGUUCAUGAUGGCCAUGUCGGUGCUGUGCUUCCUGGCGCUGCUGGGGCUUUUUGUGGUCAGCCUCACCAAGGGCAGCGGGUCGCGGUCUCGCAAGUUCUACCUGGUGGUGAUCGUGCUCUGCGCCAUCAUGGCCUUCCUCAUGCUCAUCGCCUCCAUCGUCUACAUCAUGGGCGUCAACCCACAGGCCCAGAUGUCGGGCAGCUACUCCUACAGCCCCAUGUUGACCAUGUGCAACCAGAUGUAUGCCACCGGCGGUGCCUACCUCAACCAGUACCUGUACCACUACUGCACCGUGGACCCCCAGGAGGCUAUCGCUAUCGUCUGUGGGUUCCUCAUCGUCAUUAUCCUCUGCGUCAUCUGUGUCUUCGCUCACAAGACCCGCAGCAAGAUCUGGCAGUAUGGGAAGCCGAACAUCUACUGGGACAAGCCGCUGGCCAUGCAGGAGGGCCCCAAUGUGGAGGAGUGGGUGAAGAAUGUCGCCAAUGGCACCAGCACCCACGACGAGACGGCCACGCUGGCCUACUCCGAAAAGCCGACCAGCCCCGUGCACGCCAUGCCCAGCGCCUACAUCUACCCGCCCCCGCCGAGCACCUACUACGCCCCUGAGAGCUGCCACAUCACCAGCUCCCCUGCCCCCGUGAGCGAGGGCCAGCCGGCUACAACGUUUAGCACCAGCACGCUGGAGGAGAAGGGGCGGGAGAGCACCAGCCGACCAUCUGCCCGGCGGGGCCGGCGCCGCAGACGCAACCCCGAGCUGGACGAGUCGCAGUACGAGACGGACUACACCACGGCCAUGGAGUCCAGCGACGAGCGCGACAAGGACGAGUGGGGCAGCGUGUACCCCCCGAUCACCUCGGACGGUGCCCGGCAGGAGUACAAGCAAGUGUUUGAUGUGGACCUCAAGCACUACAAGCAGCUGUGCGCCGAGAUGGACAACAUCAACGACCAGCUGAACCAGCUCAGCAAGCAGCUGGACAGCCUCUCGGAGGACAGCCCCCAGUACCAGGGCGUUGCUGAGGAGUACAACCGGCUGAAGGACUUGAAGCGGAGCCCCGACUACCAGACCAAGAAGCUGGAGAGCAAGUCCCUGCGCAACAAGCUGUUCCACAUCAAGCGGAUGGUGAGCGACUACGACAAGCUGCGGGGAUAGCCCAGCAGGGCAGGGCGGGCAGCCGGACCCCGACGGAGGCGGGUAGCAGCUGCCCGGUGCCAGGAUCAGCCUCUGCAUCCCGGAGAUGCCGAAGACGUGGACCCUGUGCCCCAUUGUACAUACGUUUUCGACAAGCAGAGCCUCUGCCUUCGUGCCACUUCCCAACCAUGCCCAGCUGAGCCAUGGAAAGACUCAAGCCAGCUCUGUGGGUGGCCAUGGGCAUGACCGUGACCCCCUGCAGUCCAUAAUGGCAUCCCAGUGGGCACCAGUAAUGCCCACGUUGAGCCUGGGAGUGGCUGAGGGCACCAGGCCCUGGAGCUGGCUCGUGCCUUCACCUGUAAAUGUGUACAUACGUGUAAAUGAGCCUGUUUUUACCAUGAUCCUGGGGGCCUUCCUGGCCGGCUGCUGGCAACCCCUCGGUGCAAGUCCCUCGCCCCACGCAGGGGGCUGGGGUCAGCCCAGGCACGGGCACUGCUCCCCUCGGAGCCAUGAUGGGACCUCUGCCAUUGGCUCUGUCCCGGGGGCAAGGACGAGGGUCUCGGCUUGGGGAGCUGCAUGGAUCGCCCGCGAAAGGGACCCCACUCUGGAGCAAGUCAGCUACCAGGGGCUUCCCCCUCUUGCUCGUUCCCCCCUUGAGAAUUGCCCCCAUGUCCAGUGUCAUCCUGAGCCUGGAGGAGGGCAGGACCCCGUGUGCCAGCCCCUGCUCCAUGCCGGCACCCCCAUCCCUACCCAGCUGAGCCAGCACCCCCUUCCCCAGCCUCCUUCCUGUUGGUUUUUGUAUUUUCUACUCUCACAAAAGAAACCUAUGGCAUUU
Gavialis gangeticus (Gharial) is the source of this 2844-nucleotide messenger RNA. Its product is annotated as occludin-like. NCBI's taxonomy places the organism in Eukaryota, Metazoa, Chordata, Crocodylia, Gavialidae. The coding region runs from base 498 to 2030 and encodes 510 amino acids. The record is from RefSeq and is a predicted model, not a curated record. The transcript is spliced from 8 exons. Gene Ontology annotation, molecular function: cis-regulatory region sequence-specific DNA binding. Gene Ontology annotation, cellular component: transcription elongation factor complex; bicellular tight junction; membrane. Gene Ontology annotation, biological process: bicellular tight junction assembly; snRNA transcription by RNA polymerase II; positive regulation of transcription elongation by RNA polymerase II.